This is a messenger RNA of Saccharomycodes ludwigii, 810 nucleotides long. It is a transcript of the gene RRF1, whose product is annotated as Rrf1p. The transcript has a single exon. NCBI's taxonomy places the organism in Eukaryota, Fungi, Ascomycota, Saccharomycetes, Saccharomycodales, Saccharomycodaceae. The coding region runs from base 1 to 810 and encodes 269 amino acids. Gene Ontology annotation, biological process: translation. The record is from RefSeq and is a predicted model, not a curated record. Gene Ontology annotation, molecular function: ribosomal large subunit binding. Gene Ontology annotation, cellular component: mitochondrion.
AUGAUGCUGUUUACACAUGCCAAAAGAGCCCUUAUCACUAAUUUCAUCAGAAUUAAAAGAGCUGAUAAAAACAUCUAUAGAAAUGUUUUCUUAUUAAAACAGCUAGGAACAUCAAAUUCUUUAUUUUUUUUUGGUCAAAAAAAUAACUUAUUUUCAACAGUUUCAUACAGGUUUGCCAAAAAACCAAAGAGUUCCAAAAAUAAAAAAAAAACAGAUGAACAACAACCUGCGGAUGCUGAAGAAACAGUUACUUUAAACAUCAAGGAUUAUCAGAAAAAUGUUGCUUGUGAAAUGAAUGAGAUUUUAGAGUUGCACAAAAAAAAGAUUAACGAAUCUAAAAUGGGAUUGAGCAAUCCGAAGAUCUUUGAUAAAUUGAUGGUUGGGAGCUCUAAAUUUGUUGAUGUUGCUACAACUACAACAAAGGGCCGUAAUAUGUUUAUAGUUACUGUUUUCGAUCCUAGUAACACUAAAAAUGUAAUUAGUGCAAUCCUGGGAUCUGGAAUGAAUUUAAAUCCAGAAAGACUGCCUGAUAACGAACAACAAUUGAAGAUUUCUUUACCACCAGUAACCUCUGAAAGCAGAAACAAGUUGGCCAAAGAAUUGAAGAGGAUUUUCGAAGACUUUAAAAAUACCAAUAAGAGUGGUUCUUUAUCCUCUGUAAGGAGCAAAUAUAUGAAGGAUUUAAAGGAAUUUGAUCAGAAAAAUCAGGAUGUUAAGAAAUGUAUUCAAGAAGUUGAGAAAAUACAUAAAGAUUUUGUUUCCAAGUUACAUGAACAGUUCAAACAGGCUGAGAAAAACAUUAUGAAAUAA